This is a messenger RNA of Thalassophryne amazonica, 2831 nucleotides long. RefSeq names its product adenomatosis polyposis coli down-regulated 1-like (gene apcdd1l). The record is from RefSeq and is a predicted model, not a curated record. The coding region runs from base 305 to 1861 and encodes 518 amino acids. Gene Ontology annotation, molecular function: Wnt-protein binding. Gene Ontology annotation, cellular component: plasma membrane. Gene Ontology annotation, biological process: negative regulation of Wnt signaling pathway. Lineage: Eukaryota; Metazoa; Chordata; Actinopteri; Batrachoidiformes; Batrachoididae. The transcript has 4 exons.
GAGAGAGAGAGAGAACUAAAAACUCAAGGAAAGCAUCAGUGUGGAGAGGUUGCAUGAAGCGAGUGGUUCCAACUGAAGACUUUGUUAUCAGAACAUGGAAACCAAAAAGCCGAGGUAGAGGAAGAGAAGAAAACUUCCCUGCUGGCUGCAUAGGAGACCUAGAAGUACCUUUGAGGGAUUACUGGGCACUUCAUAUGUGCUCGUGUCAUGGUGAUAUCCUACAUGAUUGUCUCUUGUUGACAGGAGCUGCUCUGUUUCUUGGACUUCCCGGGAUCAAAGUUUGUUUUCUUAGCAGAGAGCGUGAAUGAAGAGCGCGGAAACAGGAAACAUGUCCAACGUACGUUUCAAUCACCUGUUGAGAGGAGCCUGCUUGAUGUGGUUCUGGCAAGCUGUGUUUGCAUUUGAAACAGGAAAUAAAUUAUGGGAGGUCCCCACACCUCAUUUUGCAUCCUCCUCCUACCACAAUGCAAGCUGGCACUGGGAGCCCUACAGUGAGUGCCACCACCUCAUGGAAAGAGCCAGAAUCUCAGCAGAUAUUCCCCCAAGACUGGAUGGCACAUGGGUGUCAACAAGGUGUGAAAUUCGGCCCGGUCCAGAGUUCCUCACCCGUUCUUACACCUUCCACACAAGCCGUCAGUUCCGAGCGUUGCAGCAUUACUAUACUGACAGCAACUGUGAAGCCCCAAUCUACUCACUGAUCAUUAAGGGCAGAAUUCGACUUCGCCAAGCCUCCUGGAUAACCCAUGGGGGCACUGAAGGUGAACACCACCUCAGCAAGGUGGGCAUUGUAGUUCACAGCCUCACAGCCAUGCAGAGGCUUGCGUCAAGGCUGCCUCAAAUCUGCGUAGAUCUGACUUUGAGUCGUAUGGUGCCAGGGAAGCUGCAUGAGAUGUACAACACCCGGGCAGGUAGAGGCUGUCUUGUAGCUAUGGGCUUCUCCAUGAUGGAGAUGGGUCUGAUUCGGGUGGAGACUAGGCACCACUACCACGGAGGGAAGGUCCAGGAGCUGUUCUUAGGAGACAUACACACAGACUGGACACAGAGGACCCACUACAGACCCACUGGGUACCAGCAGCCGCUGCAAAAUGCCAUGCAUCACAUCCAUCCCUGCCCUGUGUGCGCCCUGGUGUACCGCUCCUCAGAGCAUCGCCCUCCAUUGUUAUCCCACUCUCCUACAGCGCCACUGUCUCUGGAUGGUUUAUGGGUGAGCCACCGCUGUGAAGCCCGACCUGCCGUCCUCUUUCUCACCCGAGAAUUCACUUUCAAACCUAACAAACACGCAUGGGAAGGAACCUACCGGCACUACUCAGACCCAGCUUGCUCCCAGCCCACUUUCACCCUGAGAGCAUCUGGCCACUACGCCCAGGGAAACCCCUCCCCGAAAGUCUCAGGAGCAGUUGAGUUAGUUUUCAAGGUCACCCAAGUGAAAGUCACAGCCUUAGAGGCAUCCACAGCUAAGAUGCUGAACAGGGCGAGGCCAGGGAAAUGUGGCUGGCCAGGAGACUGGGAGAUCGGGGUGGAGCGGGAUUUGGCCCCCACCGAUGGGUGCACUGUGCUGGGUAUUAAACUGCCACAUAAGGAGUAUGAACUCUUCAAGACUGAGCUGAACCACAGGAAGAACCUGCUGCUGUUCACUGGAGAGAGGCCAACUGAUGGGUCCAACCCUGACCGUCCACAACGGAGGCCCACUUCAUUUCAGGCUCCCAUGGUCCUUUGCAGUGAGCGGGAGACACCGCCCACAUAUGGUUCAGGUUUUAAUAGCAAACAAGUCCAGUCAACAGCCAGUGGGACAGAGAGGUUGGCAGAGCUGGUAAUACUGGUGUUUGGACUGACAAUGUUCAACUACUUCUGUGUGUAUUAGAAGCUAUUGAUGGACCUUUCUCUAGCAGCUUUUGCUCACUUUCUGAACCAUAUGGUCAAGAAAAAGACAGACUUUCAGGAGAGCUGAAUAAUAUCAGUUUACUAUUAUGCAACAGGCUUAUGCAUGUAAUACAGUGUGGCUUGUGUGUUAACUCCAGUGAUUCAAAUUCAGUGGUUUAUACUCAGUUGCUACCCACAAAUCCCUGUUUUUCUAUGGAAACCUGUUUUGGUGGUGAUGGUGCAAGUGUGUUGGGGGGAGGAGGCACACAACAUGACACAACUAGGGUUGCCUCCUUUCAAAAAUGAAAGUAAAGGAGCAAUCAGACAAUUAGGCAGCCCAUGACAGGACCAGAAAGGUGGGCACACGGAGAUACAGACAUGAAAGUCUGAGGUCUAUCCGCUGUACCUCAUGUUGGGUCCUCGCUACAGGACCCAACAUGAGGUACAGAGAUGUCAUUGGCAGCCCGUAAUAUUUCCUGUGUUUGAUUUUGUUCAUUAUUCACUUUUGAUGAGUGUGUGUGGGACAUUUAUGAAAAUACAAAACAAUUUAUGUCCCAUAUUGAAUCAAUAUGGGAUGCAACAAUUAAUGGUCAGAUAAAGGACAAUCCAAUAUUUCAAGGGACAAGGUGGCAAGCCUAGACACAACACGUGAUAAGAAUUCCAAUCAAAAGGUUGACCAAAAAAGUCUGAAUUCCAUCUUUCUAAGUGAUGAUUUUGAGAUACAUGGUCAAAAUGCCAACUUUAACUGCUAUAGGGCAUAAAAUCAAACUUUUAACCAACUAAAUUCAAAGGUUUGGCUUUUAAAGGCAUACCUUUGAUAGAAAAUGGAAAAUUGUACUUUAUAAGUCAUGCGGUGCAUCCAGAAACCAUUCACAGCGCUUCACUUUAUUCACAUUUUUUAUGUCACAGCCUUCUUCCAAAAUGGAUGAAAUUUACGUAUUUUUUCCCCUCAAAAUUCUGCACACAGUACC